Molecule: messenger RNA, 1453 nt
Organism: Oryza brachyantha (malo sina)
Lineage: Eukaryota; Viridiplantae; Streptophyta; Magnoliopsida; Poales; Poaceae
Exons: 8
Coding region: 246-1079 (277 amino acids)
Biological process (GO): protein ubiquitination
Cellular component (GO): membrane
Molecular function (GO): ubiquitin-protein transferase activity; zinc ion binding
Source: RefSeq, a predicted model, not a curated record
CCCCGACGACCAAAAAGAGGGGAAGAAAAGAAAAAAAUCGCCGCGUUUUUUAUCCGAGACGAGACGAGACGACCGGAAGCCUAACUAAUCGGCCAAGACGAGGAGGAGGAGGAGGAGCGACCGGUGGAAGGGGAGGAGGCAGGCAGGCAGAGGGGGCGACCAGCGGCAGCGCGUGUUCCGCCCGCCGCCGGCAAGGAGUUUGAUUCUUCUGGGGAAUUAAAUCGUCAGGGGGAAACGAAUUUGGGAUGGGCGACCAUGUGGUGGUGAAUGUGGAAGGUUUGGGGAACGAUGGAGGGGCUGCGGAGAAGCCAUCCGAGGCUGUGAGCAGUUCUGCGGUGGCUGCCGCGUCAUUGCCUAUGGAUAUUGAUACAGUUGAGGAGGGCGGUGGGGAGGAGGAACCCCUUAUCCAGGGAGCGGAGUGCCGCAUAUGCCAGGAGGAGGAUAGUGUCAAGAACCUUGAGAAGCCAUGUGCUUGCAGUGGAAGCCUCAAGUAUGCUCACAGAGCUUGUGUGCAACGUUGGUGCAAUGAGAAAGGAGACAUUACAUGUGAAAUUUGCCAUGAGCAAUAUAAGCCUGGGUACACAGCUCCACCUCGUGUUGAACCAGAUGAUACCAUCAUAGAUAUUGGUGGUGAUUGGGCACGUGACCCAAGAAUUAUUGCUGUAGCGGCUGCACAGCGUCGUCUUCUUGAAACUGAGUACGAUGAAUAUGCUGGUACUGAUGCUAGUGGUGCUGCAUUCUGCCGUUCUGCUGCACUUAUAUUAAUGGCCCUGUUGCUAUUGAGGCAUGCAUUGUCUAUCUCAGACAAUGAUGGAGAUGAUGAUGCUUCUACCAUGUUCUCGCUCUUUCUACUUCGAGCUGCUGGAUUUCUGCUGCCAUGCUAUAUCAUGGCUUGGAUAUUCAGUAUUUUGCAUCGCCGGCGACAACGACAGGAAGCGGCUGCACUGGCUGCAGCGGAGGUGGCUUUCAUCCUGCAAUCAGCCCAGGGCCAUGCCCUUCAGUUCACCAUCGCCCCAGACUCCCCCGCGACUCCUCAGCAUGAGCCACAUCAGCAGCAGCAGCAGCAGCAGCAGCAAUAGCUAAAUUACUUUCAGUAGCGUCUCUCAACUACUGACGCACAUCCAGAAGAAGAGGAUACCUCAGCAAGGUACGGACGCCCGGCUGUUUCGUUGUUUCCUGUCCCUACUGGCCCUGGGACGCUAAGAACCUGGCCUCGCCUUGUGUGGCUAGGUAAAAAAAAACCUUGUAAAAUGCCGGAGAUUCAUUUGUUGCAAGCGACCGCAGCUUAAGCCCCGCUACCCUUCGAUUUGUCUAAGUGUAACUCAAGCGUUGAUUUAUUGUAAAUCUGUUGUCUGUUCGACUACAUCAUCUGCAGUUCCUUUGCAAACCAGGCCGGCCUAGUAUGAAACUAUUGUGUACAAUCCUAUGACAUCUAUUUCGAUGUUAAGCCCUU